This is a messenger RNA of Anneissia japonica, 6833 nucleotides long. RefSeq lists its product as uncharacterized. The record is from RefSeq and is a predicted model, not a curated record. The transcript is spliced from 3 exons. Bases 648 to 1748 code for a protein of 366 amino acids. NCBI's taxonomy places the organism in Eukaryota, Metazoa, Echinodermata, Crinoidea, Comatulida, Comatulidae. Gene Ontology annotation, cellular component: nuclear body. Gene Ontology annotation, biological process: positive regulation of DNA-templated transcription.
GGGAGACAAAACCCACAGUCAUAAACAAACAUCAUUUUGGAAUAUAUCUUGUGAAAUGUAUCGUAUAAUAUUUGUUACUGUAUUUUCAAAGAUGGCAUGCUUAAUUUAAAUGUAUGUUUAACAUUUAAAACAUGCUCAAAAUGUCUGAAAAAGACUUUGCUACAAGACACUGUCUCAUCUUUCUGAGUGUAAUUUAGAUAAUGCAUCUCUUUUGAUGAAUGAUUAGCUUGCCUGAGCGUUAGACUAUUGUUUGUGUUCUAACGGAGAAAUUGUAAUUGUACGAAAUCAGACAAUAAUUUCCAGCGUGCAUUCCAAAUUACGGCAGCUUUAAAAGGCUGGGGUUGACGAGUGCAUUUCAGAGAAGGGGAAGAUAUAUAAACCUGUCACAUGUUAAUCAUUAAAGCCUGGCCACUAAACAAGAAACUUUUGAUAACCUCGCAUAUUUUAUAGGUCACUUCCCCAUUACAAUGGAAAUCUAAUUAACUAUUUCUUACCCACAGCAGAAUGGAAUGUUCUAAUGAUAAAGAUCAUUAAAUAGCAGAUUUAAAUAUCAAAUGUCAUUAGCUGCUUGUCAAAUAGAUUUAAUGACUAUAAGUGGAGUUGGGAACAGAAUUGCUUUGUCUGACAAACAUCCACCACUAUAAACUAUGGCAGCCAUAAACUGGACUCAAGAAAAAUCCACGCCUGUAAGUUCCCCAGAAACUCUUGAAACUGCGAAACCAUGGACAGGUAUUGUGCGCUGUAAGAACUUCGGCUACGAGGAAUCUCUCGCGUUGAUCAAAAUCUGGGGAAGCGAGGGUAUCCAGAACCUUUUCAAAACAAAGCGCAGACAUUUUUUUGUAUGGAAUAAAAUCGCCGAGCAGAUGACACAGCUCGGUUACAACCGACGGCCAGAAAACUGUAAGACAAGGAUUGAUAACAUAAAGGCAAUAUACUUCCGGAUAAGGAAGAAUCUGCUAGAUGGUGAUCCAGCACCAUCAUGGCCGUUUUGGGAUACAGUGCACGGAAUUAUGACACAAGGACCGACGGACUGGGAGAUGAGGGAUGGCAGCAUAGAGAUGGAGGAUGAUUACGGAGACAUGCAGGAGGACGAACAAAAUGAUAUCGUUACACCAAAUGGUUGUGAAAAUGAAGUAUAUGAACAACAGAAUUUAGGUGACACUGAAUUAACAGACUUCUAUGGUACUGGAAUUGAGGUCCCAAGAAAUAUCGCAGGUGAUGGAGAAGAACCUGUCGAAGCAAAUGGAGCCCCUCAAGAAGACAGUGGAUCUGACCCAAUGCCUAGGCCUAGAAAAUGGAGUCGGAAGUCCCCAUACCCCCGAAAAAGUUUUAGCAUGCUCGGCAACCACAUUCAACGGACACCACCAUCCGGAGAAUAUGACGGGAUUAGUCUCCUAUCGCAGAGAAGUCAGUUAGGUACGGCAAGAUUUGCACCUACCGGUAACGGCACAGGCUUAUUGAAGAAGAAGCAUCGAGCAUUAGAGCGGGCAGUACAGGACCUCGUAAGAGUAGAACGAGAACGACUUGAUUUAGAAAAGCAACGACUGGAGAUGGACAGGCAGCUGUUGUUAUCAAUGCAGACUAAUAUGAUGUGGCUAUCACAGGCCAUGCUUAUCCGUACAGGUAUGCAAAUGCCCAUCAAUGGACAGCGGGCAACUGAAGCCAACCAAUCAGCAACCAGCCCUCCAACGACAUCCGAUGCAGGUUUUUCCCUGCCCCCGGAGAAUCCAAAGCCUUCAACAGACUGAGAACAAUCAAUAUUCCUGGUUUUGAUUUUUGAUCGUUUUUUUUUUUUUUUUUUUAAGAAAAGAAAAUUGGGGAAAAAAAACAAUGCCAUAUGAUGCCAGAGAAGAUGUUGCGGAUCAUAUGUUUGAUGCAAGAAUUCUAAUGAGUUAAUGUUAAUUAUAAAUAAUUAAUGUUAAUUUUUAUGUAAGUAAUCUUUGAAGCAAGCUAUAUUGCGAUAAUAAAAGGCGAAAAUAGUAGAGUGAUCAAGGAUGUUACCCUGUUUGAUAUCAGAAUUUGCGUAAAUUGAAGAUAUCUAAUUUACUAUAAUAUAAUUUUGAAAGCAGUUUGAUGAAAGCAAAUGACUUGAACGUUAAUAGCUAGUCUAUCAUCCCUUAAUUAGCGGGCAAUAGUUGGUUAGAAUUUCUGAAAAACAAUUAACAUUACAUAUAUCGUUUCUCCUCCUGUUCACAUGUUGAGACCAUUGAUAUCAUAGUAUAACUGUGUCAAACACAGUUAAGAGAUCUUGGUCCGUAAACAACGCCAUCAUAAAAUGAUUUAGCGAGGAACUCUUUUACAGAUAUAUAGGACAGCCAUCUGGAAAAUCCAUAUACUGCUUAUUUGCUAACAAUUGUAUACAAAAUAGGAUUUUAUCAGUCUCUGCGGUAGCCAUUACAGCUAUGAUAUAGACCGUCCGUCGUGAAGGAAAUAUACAUCUACUAUUAGUUCAAACUCAUAUCCAUGUUAGAAUCCAUAAAUCUAUACUUUCAUCAGAAUGAGUCUAAAGGAGCAUUUCGCUUUAUCCAACAGACUAGUGAUGGAUAUAGUUUUUAAAAACAGGGCCUAGAAGUCCGGCUGCAAUUUCUAUUCUAUUUUGAUGAAAAGAUAUUUGAAUUUUAUUAGUCCAAACCGAAGAAGAUGCGCUUUUAUGCUCUCUCUAGAUCCAUGAUAAAGAAGAGGAAAGUAAUUUUAAAACAAAAUUUAACAAUGAUCAAAAAUAACUAAAAUAAUUAUAUUUAUUUCAGUGUAUAUUUUAAGAUAGUAUAAAUUAAUUGUUUUUUUGUGGAAUCGCUUAAAAUAAUGGAAUCAUUUUAAUAUUAAUAUGUUGUUGUAUGUGAAGAAAUAAACAAAAAAAAUCCAGUCCAUUGAUGCAUAACAGCGGCAAGCUACUUAUAAUGCAAAUUGAAAGUUAUAUUUGAUAGCUAGUUCUGCUUCCAAUAGUUAUGUUGUGUAAACUAAGAUAUUUACUUUGUAUAUACAUCAUUCUUUAAUUAUUUCUUAAUUUAUUUUAUGUAACCUUUCGUAUCCAACAGCAAGUACAAAGCAAUUUAAUAGUUGGAGCGUUGCUCUAUGAACUCAGUCAGUGGAGUUGGUUUCAGUGAUGGGAAAACGUUUCAGAAUUAAACAGGACUCAAAACCAGGACACCUGGAUCAAAAAAUCAGCAUCUUAAAUUCAGCUACAACCCUACUCAAAAAAAAAAUAAAAACCAUAAUACCUUUCAUCAGCAAACAAUUUCAAAGAAUAAAAAUACAAAUCAGAAUAUAAACACAAAAUUGUUAAGCGAUCCAAUCCUUUGAAGGAGAGAGUGCCAAUCCGUUUGGGCUCAUAGGCCUAUCCGCUUUUCUGACAAAUGUAUACACUGUGUCUUGGAAAACAAAAUGAAUAAUAUUAUUAUUAUAAACCUACUUUUGGGCACAUUCCCACAUACUGUACUACAUAAUUCUGUCCAAUGUUGAUGCAAUGAUCCACUGUACCCAGAAACCCAUUAAACUGGGAUAUUUAGUAGGCAAGCUACUGUUUCCCACAAGUACCAGUAGUCUUUAUAAGCUAAGUCCCAUGGGCUUAAGGAGUGAAGCUACUUAUAAAUGUGAAGAAAAAUAUUUCUUUCAGGAUUUGAACCUAGGACCCUGGAAUUGGAGGAAAGGAUCUACAAAGUACCAGUAGCUGCUUUAUAAUGUCAACGUUCUAUAAUGAAAGAAAUUCCUAUUGACUACAAGUUUAAUGCUGCGUUCAUUAGAACUUAUGAAGUCGGUUUUUCCCAGUUCACAACAUGUGAAACGCUUUCAUCUGGUCAGUGAACUUGUAAACACAAGAAGAAAUUUGAGUAGAAUUUUCUUCCUUAAUUUGCACAAGUAGUGUGGAAAUGGUGGAUGUAACACAAACGAGCAGAUGUAUUUAUUGCAAUUAGUUUAAGUAAUAUUAUUUCAGAUAAAAAAAAAAAAAAUGUUUUUUGUAUGUUUUAUUUGCAACCUUAUGACUUGUAUAAUGUUCUGAAUGUACUUUAUAGAGUCCUUAUUCAAGCUUUUUUUACAUAGGCUAGGCCUAGGCUCACAUCCGUGUGAGGGCGCUUCUUAAAAUCCCAAAUAGGGGGGAAAAAUGCCAUUUUAGCAUUCAUCAAAUGAAUGCACUCUUCUCGUGUUCUCGCAUGUUACAAGUUGUGAAAUCAGUUUUCACAAGUUUUAAUGAACGCAUCAUAAAGCCCUGUUCAGACUAUCAAAUUUCAUUUGACAAAAAACAUUUUUAUGUCCAUAUAUAGUCAUGAUGUGCCUAUAUAUGGUCAGGAUGUGAUGUCAUCAUGACCAUAUUUAGGCAUGUCACAUUUUUUUGUCAAAUAAAAUGUGAUAGUCUAUACAGGACUUAAGGUUCUUGAGAUAUUAAAACCAUUAAUUUUUUUUACCUUGAGCUGGUAUUGAGAGAAUAGUUUUCUUUUUAAUAUCGUCUGAUUUAACGUUAUUUAAGCUUUAAAUAGUUUUCAAGUGGCGUUCGUCAACUUGCAGAGUAUUGUUGUGAUACCAAUAGAACACAAAACAAUCCGAAAUGGCAGGGUAAAAAAAUCGUCCCAAAAAAAAUCGUGAGCUAUAUCCUUUACGUUUUUGUUAGUAUUUGGCCGUUCCACUUACCGUCAAAUAUCCCACUCUCAAGCAGGUGACCCGUCUUCUCCAGUGCGAUAAACUGCUCAACGGAUAAGAACUUGUAGUCAAUUCCAUCAACCUCCUCGUCUCUUGGAGCUCGUGUCGUACCUGAGGGUCAACAAAGCAAUAAUCAUGUACUGUACAUGUGAAUACAGUUAUGUUUAAUUAUUUGCAUAAUAUAUACACUGAACAUAUUGAUUAACGUCAAAAUAUUAAGAGGCCAUUGUUCUCAAGGGUUUAACCUACAUAUAUUUCAGAAUCUUUUUUUCUUUGUUUUAGUGAAUAAGUUGGAUAGCAAGCUAUCAUGUAUUUAACACGCAAUUCAAAUAAUUCAGGUUGGAUUAAGUGAACAUUUAAUUUCAAUAAUCUGUAAAAAUUAAAGUUUAUUAUAAAAUUAUAAUAAUGUAAAGGAAAAAAAGGAAAUAACAUUAAGAUUAUUAGAUGUAAACAAUUAAACGAAUGGAAGUUUUAAUGAUGGAUAAUCCUUUAUGAUGUACCCAAGUUAUUUUCUUUACCUGAGUGAAAGAUCUACUACAGAGUAUUGUACAUUAAAACUCUAAUGGGAUUUGAUAAUAUAAUAAUUUUUUAUUAUAAUUUCAUGAAUUUGUGCUUUUGUAUGGGAACAAACAAAAACGUCUUUAGUAUUAUUUAAAUAUUUUGUAUAUUCUACUAAAAGCAAACUGACCAAAAACAACAUAAGCCAUGUAUUUUUAAAUGUUGAGGAAGUAGUUUGUAUUUAAUGAUAGAGAAGUAAAUGAAUAAAUGAUGAAGUAAUAUUUAAUUAGUUUCCUGGUGCUGAAUAUACACCAGUACUCUACAUUAGACAAACUAGAUAAUUUUAAAAUAGAUUCCGCUGACGAACAAUGAAACUAAACUGCGUCCAAAUGAGAUUCAACUUUGUUCAAAUUGUAUGUAGUGUAUUUACUUAAAUAUCAACAAUGUCUUUUACAACCUAGGAAGAUUAUCUUAUUUUUAUGCACUGAAAAAAACAUAUUCAUUGUUUAAUGAGUACCCCUGAGCAAUAGAUUAUACUAUCCUCUGGGAUAGUUUAUUCUCAUCAUAUGGUUAAGAUUUUUCGGUCCUAAAAUAUUUCAGUACAAAAAUAUUUAAUCCAUCUGGGACCAAUGCCUUGAGCAUUAAGGUGACUAGUCGAUAAAAAGAGUGCUUAAAAAAUCCUAUUUAUAUUAUUUAUUAAUAAUGUGAAUUUCUAUUUUGAAAAUGUAAUUUUAAUUUACGACUUUGGUUAUAAAUAUGUUGACUACCUUCUACAGCUUUUUAUCUCGCUGACAACAUGCCCCUAUAGUAGUAUGGAUUCAAUCAUCCAUGACCGUCCUGCGAACGACACAGAUUCGGUUCAAAUCAUGUCCUAGAAUUCCAAGGACAAUGUAAACGCAAAGUCUUCGCAUUAAGCAGAUAAUUCUAAUUUAAGCAAUUACGUCAGAGAUCUUGCAAUCGAAGCUUCCCAUUAUUGUGUUUCUGGUGUAACAGGGUGGAAGGGGGGGGGGGAGGGGAUUGAAUGGGAAUCAAAACUGCUACCAAUAUAAGCUUUUUGUAUUUUAUCUUAUAAUAAAAUAAAUGCUAGCAUUUUAUUUGAGGCAUAUCAUAAAGCACCUAACUGAAAGUGCGGGGGAAAUUGUUGUAUUACAUUCCUAUAAACCUGGUUUAUGAAAAGUAGGAAAAUUAUUCCCUUCUCCAUGAUAUUACCAAUGGCAAUCAACAUGUUUUGUUCUCUUCACACUAUCAAUUUUUAUACGACAACAUGUGUGAUUUUUCCAUAAAUGGGUGUGGUAUAAUAUCGUCAAGCCCAUAUAUGGAAAAAUCAGAUAUUUGUCGCUGAAAGCUUAAUAUGGACGGACCAUUAAGAUGACAAGGGGAAACUGAGUAUGUAACUGUCCCCUGAUAGAUUUAGAAGGCAAAGGAUUGCUUGUGAUGUGAAUCAAACUGUACAUAAUAACUCAAAAUAACUACUCUUUCUUAAUGACUCUUAGAUCAGUACUGUAAGGUUUUGUAAUUUGUCUCCUUUGCUAACUUCUGAUGACAAAAAAAUAUUUCAAAUAUAAAUGCAAUGUUUUUCUUACAUUGCCCCUUUUUUUGUCAAAGUUAAUUUAUGAACCUUUCAAAAUAAAAACCUUUGAAAUAAGUCUGUACAGUUGUUUAUGUAUUUGAAAAACAGCCAAUAAAUAUGACGUUCUACUGUA